Molecule: messenger RNA, 925 nt
Organism: Cuscuta campestris
Lineage: Eukaryota; Viridiplantae; Streptophyta; Magnoliopsida; Solanales; Convolvulaceae
Source: the annotation of a GenBank genome assembly
GAGAAGACGGUCCUCGCCGUGGUUUCAACCGUGCAGCGUCUAACACCCUACUUCCAAGCUCACCCGGUUCAAGUGCUCUCCCAACAGCCCAUUGGUGCGCUGCUCAGGAGCCCGAACGCACCCUCACGCAUGUCCAAGUGGGCAGUGUUCCUUGGAGCUUUCCAGAUCGAAUUCAAGCCAAGGCCAGCGAUCAAGGGCCAAGCGCUAGCUGAUUUCGUGGUGGAGUGCACCGCUCGGGAGGAGCCGAGCCCGGAAGAGCCAGAAGCCGAGGACUGGUGGAUAGUUUUUACCGACGGCUCCUCCGCCGCCAAAAACUCGGGGGGUGGAGUGGUAGUCAUCGCUCCCGAAGGCUUCAGAGCAUACUACUCAAUUCGAUUCGGUUUCAAGGCAUCAACCAAUGAAGCGGAAUAUGAAGCGCUCUUGUGCGGGCUACGCCUAGCAGCCGGGAUGAACGCAACAAAGCUAAGGAUAAAGUGUGAUUCAAAGCUGGUGGUUGGCCACGUCUCGGGAGAGUUUGAGGCGAAGGACGAAAGAAUGAAGAAGUACAGAGAUACCGCUCUAGAGUUGCUUAAGAGUUUCACCGCAUAUAGUGUGGAGCAGAUCCCUCGGGCGGAGAAUGCCGAGGCAGAUACCUUGUCGAAGCUGAGCUCGGACACGCCCGAGCAUAUCAGGCGGAUGGCGAACAUGGAAGAGUUGUCCGAGCCGAGCAUCCACGCCUUCCCCGUUGCGAUGAUCUGUGCUCGGCCGAGAGAUUGGAUGGACGACAUAGUUGCCUUCUUGAAGGGUGGCGCCCUCCCGGACGAUGCAAUAAAGGCCCAAGUUGGUCCGCACUAGGGCACCGGGGUACACUUUGGAGGGCCGAAACUAUACAAGUGAGCGGAAAUCUUUUCGGUUGAACUCAAUGGAAUGAAGUUUUUGCGAAAAG